Phragmites australis (common reed) is the source of this 794-nucleotide messenger RNA. RefSeq names its product dolichyl-diphosphooligosaccharide--protein glycosyltransferase subunit DAD1-like. The transcript has 6 exons. Gene Ontology annotation, biological process: protein N-linked glycosylation. The record is from RefSeq and is a predicted model, not a curated record. Bases 192 to 536 code for a protein of 114 amino acids. NCBI's taxonomy places the organism in Eukaryota, Viridiplantae, Streptophyta, Magnoliopsida, Poales, Poaceae. Gene Ontology annotation, cellular component: membrane; oligosaccharyltransferase complex.
UCCCACAGAAAUUCACAAAAUUUUGCCGAACUGAAGGGUUGCUCCCAGGUCGCGUCGUCUCCCCCAAACAAGUGUGUGGGUUUCUCCUCUUCUCCUCCUUCCGGCGGCCGGGCGAGGCGGCGAGGACCCCUACCACCGAAUCCGUCGUCGGCGCCUCUCUUGCUUGAAGUAGAAGACACAAGGUUUUCAGGAUGCCGAGGGCCUCGAGCGAUGCAAGGCUUCUGAUCCAGUCCCUGAGGAGGGCUUAUGCUGCCACACCAACAAAUCUUAAGAUUAUUGACCUGUAUGUGCUUUUUGCUGUCGCUACUGCCCUUGUUCAGGUUGCUUACAUGGGAAUAGUUGGGUCAUUUCCCUUCAACUCUUUCCUCUCAGGUGUCCUUUCAUGCAUAGGAACUGCAGUGCUUGCUGUUUGCCUCCGUAUUCAGGUCAACAAAGAUAACAAGGAAUUUAAGGAUCUCCCCCCAGAAAGGGCUUUUGCUGAUUUUGUUCUGUGCAAUCUGGUGCUCCACCUGGUGAUCAUGAACUUCCUUGGAUAAGCACUUGCCCUACAAGUGGUUAAGAUUUUGUAGCUCCAGAUUAUGGUAGCUGGUCAGCGUGUCUUAAUGUUUGGAACUGUCAUAAUGUCAGAUAUCCAUAUGAUCUCUCACAAAUUACCUUUGUAGGCUGAGAAAUUUUCAAGGAACUAUUAGUCCAGUGUUGGAUCUAGUGCUGACAAUGUUAUACUAUGAGCACUUGCUUAAUUCGAGGAAGUGAAAGAAUGCUAGAUUACUUAAAUACCGUUGAAGUUCUUAACU